AUGGCUGAUGCUGGAUUUGUUUGGCUUAGUGGAGGCUGGUUGGUUGGUUUCCAGCUCGGCUCAGGAGCUGGCAUGUUCCCUCUGUGUGGUUGUUUUGUUUCUGUCAGUGGGCUGACCCUUCGUGUGAGAGCAGAGGGAGAGACGGGAUUCUGCUGCUUGCAUUCUUGCUAUGGAAUUGUUCAAGUACCCACUGGACCAUGGUUUUGCAGGAAGUGUGAAUCUCAGGAAAGAGCAGCCAGAGUGAGAUGUGAAUUAUGCCCUCAUAAGGAUGGUGCUUUAAAGAGAACAGAUAAUGGGGGUUGGGCUCAUGUGGUUUGUGCUCUGUACAUUCCCGAGGUGCAGUUUGCAAAUGUUGCUACAAUGGAACCUAUCGUGUUGCAGUCUGUUCCUCAUGAUCGUUAUAAUAAGACGUGCUAUAUUUGUGAUGAACAAGGCAGAGAAAGUAAAGCAGCCACUGGUGCUUGUAUGACAUGUAACAAACACGGAUGUCGACAAGCUUUUCACGUAACGUGUGCACAGUUUGCAGGACUUCUUUGUGAAGAGGAAGGCAAUGGUGCAGAUAACGUCCAGUACUGCGGCUACUGUAAAUACCAUUUUAGUAAACUGAAAAAGAGCAAACGGGGAUCUAAUAGGUCAUAUGAUCAAAGUUUAAGUGAUUCUUCCUCUCACUCUCAGGAUAAACAUCAUGAGAAGGAGAAAAAAAAAUACAAAGAGAAAGACAAACACAAGCAAAAAUAUAAGAAGCAGUCGGAGUCUUCACCAUCCUUGGUUCCAUCUCUUACUGUUACUACAGAAAAAACAUACACAAGCACUAGCAACAACUCCAUGUCAGGCUCCUUGAAGCGAUUGGAAGAUACCACAGCUCGAUUCACAAAUGCAAAUUUCCAGGAAGUUCCUACACACAUUUCAAGUGGAAAAGAUUCUUCAGAGGCUAGAGGGUCAGAGAGCAAAGGGAAGAAAUCUGCAGGUCACAGCUCAGGUCAGAGGGGAAGAAAGCCUGGUGCUGGAAGAAAUCCAGGAACUACUGUGACUGCAGCCAGCCCUUUUCAGCAAG
This is a messenger RNA of Acanthisitta chloris (rifleman), 1054 nucleotides long. Its product is annotated as protein AF-10-like. The transcript has 9 exons. The annotation marks the transcript as partial. Lineage: Eukaryota; Metazoa; Chordata; Aves; Passeriformes; Acanthisittidae. The record is from RefSeq and is a predicted model, not a curated record. Gene Ontology annotation, molecular function: nucleosome binding; histone binding. Gene Ontology annotation, cellular component: nucleus. Gene Ontology annotation, biological process: regulation of transcription by RNA polymerase II.